Heterobasidion irregulare TC 32-1 is the source of this 929-nucleotide messenger RNA. RefSeq lists its product as uncharacterized. NCBI's taxonomy places the organism in Eukaryota, Fungi, Basidiomycota, Agaricomycetes, Russulales, Bondarzewiaceae. The transcript is spliced from 3 exons. The record is from RefSeq and is a predicted model, not a curated record. Bases 282 to 782 code for a protein of 166 amino acids.
CUUAAGUACACACAAUCUUCGUUCGUUCGUUCGUUCGUUCGCUCGCUCGCUCGUUCGUUUCUCUCCCUCUCUUGCCCAUCAACGGACAACGGGCUCAUGUCCGAUCCGGAAUUACCACCAGCUCGUUUUGGAAACCGCGCCCAGGUGCAACUCUAAAUAGUGCGGUCCUUCAGGAACUCGGUCAGCCAAACUCAGCUUCAUAGAGCAUCCCUUUCCAUAUCGCGUCCGCAUCAGCUGAGUCCGUAGGCCCGUCUGUCUAUCCAUCAUCUCGCUUGCCUCGCAUGUCUGCUAUCUGCCGUCACCCAGACUGGUCACCAGCCCCGUCCGUCGAUCGAGGCAUGGUAAACACGUUCUUGCUAGCUCCAUCCUCCGAGAGCCUCAUUCCUCGGCCCUCCGACUUAUCGAUAUCCGAUGGUUUCCGGAACCUGGUCCGCUUUACUCACCUGACAUCCUUUUCGCCUUCUCAAGCCGUAAUGUCCGUUCCUUCUCACAAACGGCAUCCGCCACAUGCAACGGCCCUGCCGCGUAAUCUACGAGCGCUCCAGGGCCUUUGCGGUCAUAGCCUCAAAUGUCCGUUCGUCGUUGGCCAUUGGUAUACCAAAUACGGACCCACGGCGCCUUUGCGCCGCUAUGGCCCUGUAGGGCCAUCAGUUCCUAGUCCGACACAUAUCUUGGUCUGGCGCUUUGGGAUCUUAGCUGAUCCCCAUUACGAACUACGCACACAUCGGUCCUUCUUCUCCACUUCCUUCCGGGAACCUCUCGGAGCCGAUCCUUGCGCUUAAAGCAUAACAUACUGAGGUUCUUGGUCGGUUCAGCUAAAACGAUGCGAGACUUGAUCCUUGUUUCGGUCAGUGCUAUCAGAGCGAGCACGUACCUGGUGUCGGCGGCUCUAGACGGAUCAAUCGAGAAGUUCCUACUUUAAUUGACUG